AUGGAAACAACACCACGCGUGGAUGAUGAACGAAUUCCUGAAGCCAAUAUCGCUCCCAUUCCUACAUGGCAGUUUUGGUUGCUUUGUUGUGGAGUCUGUUCAGGCCUGCUACUGUCGAUCAUCGACUCCUCCAUCCUAGCAACCAGUUUAUACACAAUCGGGGUCGAGUUUCAAGAGCAUAGUCUGAUCAACUGGGUCGUGCUAGCCUAUACUUUAGGCUAUGCUGGCUUCAUCGUGUCAUGCAGCACUCUUUCCGAUAUUGUUGGACGGCGUAAUGCUUUCGCAGCUUCAUAUAUACUCUUUGUGUCCUUGUCUAUUGCAUGUGGCUUUUCUAAGCACGUAAAGUGGCUGAUAAUAUGCCGAGGAUUUCAGGGGAUUGGCGGUUCCGGCCUAUAUGCCUUAUCAAUGAUCAUAUUGACUCAGCAGUGCCCACCACAGCUUCGUCAAUAUAUCGGUAGCAUUAUUGGAGUGGUCAUUGCCAGCGCGGGCAUUCUUGGGCCUGUCUUGGGAGGGAUUUUCGCCCAAUAUACGAGCUGGCGGUGGAUUUUUUGGAUGAACGGGCCCAUUGGGUUUGUUUCUCUGAUUGUUUUCUUUAUUAGCUGGCCCAGCAGAAGGAAGAUAUUUCAUACACACACCACACCGUGGAAGCAGUUUGACUUUGUCGGUACCGUACUAGGAAUCACGGCCUCGAUUCUCGUGGUUUUUGCAUUUCAGAAUGCCGGUGAGUCCGAACCAAAGACCUGGAGGCGCCCGAUAUUCAUCGCACCAUUGGUCGUUGGUUUGGCGUGCUGGCUGGCACUCUUCGCCUGGGGAUUUGCUAUUGAGAAGUGGUUUGCUCAAUCUAUCGCUCCCGUCUUUCCUAUAGAGCUGUUACGAAAUCGACGCUACGCGAGAAGCAUGUUGACUACUUUUCUACUGGGCUAUCCUUAUUUACUCCUGAUAUUCUUAUUUCCAAUAAGGAUGCAAGUCGUGAGCGGCAAGAGCCCACUCCUUGCAGGGCUAACUUUGCUUCCUAUGCUAGGAACAGCUGCUAUCGGGAGCAUGGUCAGCGGAAAGGUCAACGCAGUCAAAGAUCAUCUCUCUGGGACCUUGCGUUGUGGUUCAUGGCUCAUGGGUCUUGGAUUUGUGCUCCUCACAACAGUUAGAGGACCUGAAAACGACGCAAGAGCUCUUGGGUUUCUAGCUUUCGUGGGGUUUGGUUUUGGUCUUUUUACAGCAGCAGCAACCAAUGUGAUAAGUGUUGAUGUUCUGACACGCCAAAAGGCGUCAGCUCAUGGCAUUCUUGCGCAAGCGAGAAUAUUAGGGGGAAGCCUUGGCGUAGCAGUUUCUACGUUGUUCUUACACACCGAAGUCAUUAACCGACUUCCGGAUAUUCUGACCCCCGAGGAGCUGGCUUUCAUGGAGGGCGACAUGAAAAAUCUAGUGGGAGAUAGCCUAGAAGCUGUCAAGAAGGCAUAUUCGUCUGCGUUCCACAAGAGCAUCACAACGGCCGCUGUAGCAGCUUGUUUGGCGGUGCUAUCGACAGCCUUUAUGAGCUGUCAUAUACGCAAAAGGGACAUCGAGCAGCAGCUUGAAACGACAGUUCCGAGAGAUCGACAACAGAGAGGGGUGGAACCUUUGAUUCCGUUGCAGGACGUUGCGCAUUUGGAAGAGCCGAUGAAGUGA
Messenger RNA from Trichoderma harzianum CBS 226.95, 1665 nucleotides. RefSeq lists its product as hypothetical. The record is from RefSeq and is a predicted model, not a curated record. Lineage: Eukaryota; Fungi; Ascomycota; Sordariomycetes; Hypocreales; Hypocreaceae. Bases 1 to 1665 code for a protein of 554 amino acids. Gene Ontology annotation, biological process: transmembrane transport. The transcript is spliced from 5 exons. Gene Ontology annotation, molecular function: transmembrane transporter activity.